This is a messenger RNA of Xiphophorus maculatus (southern platyfish), 2968 nucleotides long. Its product is annotated as cytosolic 5'-nucleotidase 1A-like. The record is from RefSeq and is a predicted model, not a curated record. Lineage: Eukaryota; Metazoa; Chordata; Actinopteri; Cyprinodontiformes; Poeciliidae. Gene Ontology annotation, molecular function: 5'-nucleotidase activity; nucleotide binding; magnesium ion binding. The transcript has 6 exons. Gene Ontology annotation, cellular component: cytoplasm; cytosol. Bases 706 to 1806 code for a protein of 366 amino acids. Gene Ontology annotation, biological process: nucleotide metabolic process; adenosine metabolic process.
AAUUCAGUCCCUGCGACAACCUGGCGAGGUUUCAGGAGACUCUGAACGAGAGAGCCAAAGAUGGACUGCAGUUCCCACAAUGCUUUGCAGGAUUAUGAAAUAGUUUAUCUACAGUGUACCUUUAGCUGUAAUACUUAACACUUUCUGACGGACAAACGUGAUCUGAUAGAAAAUUGUGAGUCAGCUGUUGCAUGAGGAGAGGUGAAAGAUAAAGACAUUUUACGUACCAGAACACUCAGACGGUUAAUGUCCCAUAGUGCGCAGCAACCGGUUGUCAGCUAGAUUAAAUCACAAGCUCUGCUAUGACUCAGGGGAGUCUGACACUGAAAGAGUUAACGGUGGGAGGAUGCAGAAUGGCUUGAAGUCAGGACAGAGUGUGCAAAAGAGGAGAGCAUAGUGCAGCACUGAAGACCCGAUCCAGGAUUUUCCUCCAAACGAUGGUGGAUAUAUCAAACCAAGGUCACAGCUUGAAUCUUGUCUGCAUCCUCCUUCUUUACUGCAGUAUGUCAUAUUUCUAUAUCUAAGUGCCUCAGGAGCUCACGUGUUGAUGGCUGCAAGACUGCAUUAAAUUUGGGAAGAGUGAAUUUUGUUUGGAGCUUUUGCUAUAAGAGUAUUUUUAAAGUACAUUAAAAAAAGGGGGAAGGGGGGGACACACACUGGGACUCGGUGUGAUCCUGAGUGUGAGCUGUGAACUGAAGCAGUACAAUGAGUCGAAGCAGCAUUCAGACUCUGACAAUCAGUGGACAAGAUGUGGUCAAGAACGGCAGCCAGAACUCAUCGGAAGAUGCUAAGGCACUUUUGAAGCCAUCCACACCCUCAAAAAAAACUCCCAAGCCAGAGAACUCUAUCACCAUCGCUGUGUCGUCCAGAGUCCUCUUCAACAUGGAUAAGGAGCAGCAGAUCUUCGAGCAGCAGGGCAUGGAGGAGUACAUCAAGUAUCAGGUGGCGCAUGAAACCGAGCCUUUCAGCCCCGGACCGGCCUUCUCCUUUGUCAAGGCCCUGGAGGCAGUCAACACUCAGCUGAGGGACCUUUAUCCUGAGAGUGAGGAGCUCUUUGACGUUGUUCUCAUCACCAACAACCACGCUUAUGUCGGCCUGAGACUCAUCAAUACCAUCAAUCAUCACCAGUUGUUCAUUGAGCGAUUCUGUAUGACUGGAGGAAACAGUCCCAUCGGUUAUUUAAAGGCCUACAACACCAACCUCUACUUGUCUUCUGACCCAGUCAAAGUUCACGAAGCUCUGGAACAAGGUAUAGCAGCAGCCACCAUGUUUACCCCGGAGAAGAUGACAGAAGUGUCAGAGACUCAGCUCCGCGUUGCUUUUGAUGGAGAUGCCGUGCUCUUCUCAGAUGAAUCGGAGCAGAUUUAUAAGGCUCACGGACUGGACAAGUUCUUUGAGCAUGAGAAGGCUCACGAGAACAAGCCUUUGGACCAUGGACCAUUGAAAGGCUUCCUGGAAGUUUUAGGAAAGCUCCAGAAGAGGUUUUAUGCCAAAGGCCAGCGCAUGGACUGCCCCAUUAGGACCUACCUGGUGACGGCUCGCAGUGCAGCCAGUUCCGGCGCCAGAGCCCUAAAAACUCUGCGGUCUUGGGGUCUAGAGAUCGACGAGGCCCUUUUUCUCGCAGGGGCACCUAAGGGUCCCAUCUUAGAGAAGAUAAGGCCGCACAUCUUCUUUGACGACCAGAUGUUUCACGUGGAAGGAGCAGCUGAAAUGGGAACAGUGGCAUGCCAUGUGCCCUAUGGGAUCGCUCAAAGGGUUCCAGAGAGAAAAGGACUAAAAGACAAAGAGAUUUCUUCAAUUAAGUAACAGAAAUGUAGCAUUUCAGAGGCUCAGGAGUCCACGAAGAAUUCAUUUCCUGCUGCAUGAUAAGUGUAAUAACUGUUUAAGAGUGAAAGAUUUUUAAUUUUUAAAUCUAACUGAUGCACUUUUUGAUAUGUAUCAUUAAAUCAACCAAAAAAUACUUAUAGUAAUAACCUUACCAGCACCUUAGAGUAGAUAAAUAGUUGAUAAAUGUUUAUUAUUAUAUGUUUUAGCUGUAUGUCCUAAAGCAACAUUAACCCAUUUGACAGAGAAAUGUUUGCAUAUUAAUAAUAAUUCACCAACAUUAAUUUGUGAUCAUUUUGUGUUAAAGAAAUUAAACAGAUUUUAAUACGCUUUUUGAAAUUAAUUAAAAAUUUAAAAUGAGGAAGCUAUAGGAUUAUUUCAUUACUGGAUCAAAACUGACCUGGAAAUGAUCAUUUCCAGGUUAACAAAUACAAGUAUUUAUUAACAGCCUCAGUGACCACAAUAAAUGUUUUAUACGGUUAUUUUCAAUUGGAAAUGUGCCUGAUAUACAAAAAGUAUGUAUUUUUCUGGAUUUUUAUAUUUUUACCCCCAUCAAGAGAUAGAAAUGUAAUAAAAAAGAAAUAAAUAUAGACAUAGUAAAACUGAAAGAUCCAUCAAUACCAGUAUUUAUCGAGAAAUAAGAAAAAGAAAAUUAUGACUAUUUUUGUAAGUUCCAGUUUUAUGCAAAUUAGGAGAUUUGUGCAAUUCUACUUCAUAAAGUGUGCCUUUUAUCCCAGUUCUUUCCUUUAGGUGAUACUGCUUCUUUUUGUGCUUUGUUUGUUUUUUGUGCAUUAUACUUGUUGCAAAAAUAAUUAAUGUUCAUGUUUGUUUCAAAACAUGAAAUCAUGUGCAAAUAUCACUUUUGAAUUUGUUUGCCCUUGAUCAAUAGAUUAUGUAGGCCACAGCAGCUUCAGCAUUUGUUAAAAUCACUGCUACAUUCUUCAUGUUUGCUGCUUGUUUCUGAAUGUUAACCAUGUCCAAUGCUAAAGCCUGCCUUAUGUGAUGUUUAAAAUGUUAUGGCAACACAGACUUGUGGUGAAGGUAAUGUUUGCUGUUAAAUGUGGAAUUUGUGUCAGUUUCUGUAAAGGAGUGUGCAAUAUCAUCGCUUUUAAAACCAAAUGAGUUCAUUAAACAAAUCAUUGUA